This is a messenger RNA of Danaus chrysippus (African queen), 1317 nucleotides long. Lineage: Eukaryota; Metazoa; Arthropoda; Insecta; Lepidoptera; Nymphalidae. The record is from the annotation of a GenBank genome assembly.
AUGUCGUCUAAAAACUUAGCUCUCCCCUUUGUACGUCACAUAACAAUCAGAGGUUAUGCCCAGGCUGCGCCUGCGGUGAGAAAGGAAGCGAAACUCCAGACUAGUGUUUUGCCUAAUAAAACCUUCGUGGCCGCUGUUGAUAAUGGUUCUCCGGUGACUCGAGUCACCAUUGCCUUCAAAGCUGGCUCCCGCUAUGAACCUCAAACUGAGCUUGGUUUAGCCCAUGUCCUCCGUUCAGCUGCAGGGCUCACCACCAAGAACGCAAGCGCUUUCAUGAUAUCUCGCAAGCUCUCACAGAUUGGAGCAUCCUUUAAUGCUAGUGGCGAUCGUGAAUUUAUUUACUACACCCUCGAAGCUUCACAAGAAAACUUGCAAGAAGCUUUGGUGUACUUGAACAAUAUUGUGUCCAACCAAGAGUUCAGACCGUGGGAAUUGAGCGACAAUGUUUCUCGCUUGAAGUUCGACAUACUAUCACUUUCACCUCAAGUCCGUGCUGUAGAUUUGCUACACAAGGCUGCUUUUCGUCGUGGACUUGGUAACUCCCUCUUCAUUUCCCCGAAGAAGAUUGGAAAAAUCAGUUCUGAAUCUUUGCAACAUUUUGCUUCUACCACCCUUACUCCUGGCCGCUGUGCUGUAUCCAUUGUUGGAGGUUCCCAGGACACUGCUGCACUAGUAGCUCAAGCUCUUCAACUUCCAGCUAGUGGUGAUGCUCAGAGCAAUGCUUCGACUUACUGUGGUGGUGAAUUAAGAAAAGAAAUGGGCGGAGAUUUAGCUCAUGUGGCAUUAGCUGUUCCCGGAGCAUCUGCCGGUUCACCACAAAGCCUGGCUCUAGCUGUGGCUGCUAAAGCUCUUGGCAAUGGACCAGUAACAAAAUGGGGUGCUGACAAUACUCCUCUUGCUAAGGCUAUUGGUAACAUUGGUCCAUUUGCUGCUGCAGGAUUCAAUGUAUCCUAUUCCGACAGUGGUCUAUUUGGAAUUGUGCUGUCUGUACCCAAGGAUGAAGCAAAUGCUGCCCUUAAAGCUGCUGCGAAACUGCUUAAGAAUCCCAACCUUAGUGCUGAUGCCAUCAAAGCCGGCAAAAACCAACUUAAAUUGCAAGUGCUGUCUGAGGCAGAAAGUGGAGUUUCACUAUCUGAAUUGCUAGCCGUCCAAGGAUUGUAUACAGGCUCAGCUAAAUCACCAUUAGACAUUGCUAAAGACAUUGACCAACUGUCUUCUAGUGAUGUUUCACAGGUACUUGCCAGCGUUGUCAAAAACAAGGUUUCCAUGGGAGCAGCAGGGAACCUCGCAUUUGUACCUUAUGUCGAUGAACUAUAA